AUGACUGUGGAUUGCAGCGGCCCCGUAAAGGAAGUCGUCAAUGUCCUGGGUGCCCUGAGGGAUGACGACGGUUUUCAUUCGGCACUGCAGGACCCCGAGGUAAGACGUGCGGUCGACCAUUGGCUCGGCGGUCAUCGGCUGCCUCCGGAAGAGUGCGAAGACUGGGCAUCGGAACCCCGCAUCAUGUCCGUCUUUGCGAAGCUCAGGCAGCUGCAGAGCUACUGCCAAAGGGCUGGCACGAAAGUGCCGCUGCAGGCGGUGCUCAGCCGGACCACCUCCUUCGUGCUGGCGGACGGCCAGCGCGUCGGGGGCGACGAGCCAGCGCGGGGCGGCGCUGAGCCCGAGCCCGCGCCGCCAGAGCCGGUGGACCUGCGCUGCGUCCACGCCGACGGCGUGGCCUACCGCAGGACGCCCCACUUCGAGGACAGGGACACCUCGAGGCUCGGGCCGCAGGUCGGCGACCUCGUCAGCGUGGAGGAGCGGCGGGGCGACUGGGCUCGCACGGCCCGGGGCUGGGUGCCGCUGCGCCACGAGGGGAAGAUCCUCUUCCGAGAGCCGCAGGAGUCCGACCUGUGGGACCUCGACCGGCCGCCGGUGAACUGGAAGAGGAACCUCGCGAUGCAGUUCCUCGUCAUGGUGGCCGUGAUCUUCUUCUCGCACUUCUGGGGGCUCGAAGGUGGGCAAGUCGACCAGCGGGGCCAAGGCCUGGUGCCCCCGCAGCCCGACGUGGUGGCGGACCCGGCAGGCGCGAGCGCUCCGGCUGGGCAUGCCAUGGCGGACCUGUGA
Prorocentrum cordatum is the source of this 786-nucleotide messenger RNA. Lineage: Eukaryota; Dinophyceae; Prorocentrales; Prorocentraceae. The record is from the annotation of a GenBank genome assembly.